AUGCGGUUGCUCAGCCGCCAACUUGGCAUAAAGAACUUCACACUGUUGAAAUCACUGUUUCUUGGUCUUCACAUGGGGAUUCAUGCUUUCCUGCGUGCUUUCUCUUCGGAUCCAUUGAUCUCAUUGGCUAUUGAGUGUGGCUGGAGUGAUUACUAUGAUGCGUAUAAGGGCGUUAUUGUCUAUUUCUGUGUUAUUGAUGGAACUGUAAAGAAAGGUGACAUGAUUUAUUUUAUGGCUAGUGGAAAGAUCUCCUUUCUCUGUAAAAACCCUAAGGCAUCGCCACCUCCCUUCUCUCUAGGACGUGCUAGGGUCCAGAAAUCAUCUCUAGCGGCCGAACAUGCGGCGGCUGGAAACUUCGACACUGCUAUGCGGUUGCUCAGCCGCCAACUUGGCAUAAAGAACUUCACACUGUUGAAAUCACUGUUUCUUGGUCUUCACAUGGGGAUUCAUGCUUUCCUGCGUGCUUUCUCUUCGGAUCCAUUGAUCUCAUUGGCUAUUGAGUGUGGCUGGAGUGAGUCAGCAAGCCCUAACGUCCGGGCCCCACCUGCACUUGUGUUCAAUUUCUCUCAGUUAGAAGAAAAACUCAAAGCUGGCUAG
Lactuca virosa is the source of this 597-nucleotide messenger RNA. Lineage: Eukaryota; Viridiplantae; Streptophyta; Magnoliopsida; Asterales; Asteraceae. The record is from the annotation of a GenBank genome assembly.